UGGUUGCUCGGCAACGCGCCGCUUCCCGGCAACGUCGGCCGGGGCGGGAGUGGGAGGAUGAACGUGCAGCAGCUGGUGCCCCUGGCUCUGCCCCGCGGGCGGCCGCUGAGCUGCGAGCUGUGCGGGGGCCCGGCCCAGCUGCGCUGCGGAGCCUGCCGCGUCACCUACUACUGGAAAGCCAAGUUCGACACAGAUACAGCAUACCUGACUCCGUGGAUUUACUUUGCCAGUUGUGCAUUUGGAACACAUGACAUUAGUACAUCUGGAGGUUAUUUCCACAUGGCUAAUGUGUUCUUUCGUCAGAACAAGAUGGACAUUGCAGACUCACUAUACACUGAGGUAACUGAUAUCUGGCAUGCCCAUUUCAGUAGACUGAUUCGAGUCCAAUCACAAACUCUCACGUCUCCAGCAGAAAUUAAUAUAUUGUCUGAAGAAGAGGAAAUCAGUGAAGAACCUCUGAAUGAAGCUCAGCAAGCCGAAGCAAGUCAAGUACUGAACGCAAUAUUAGAUAUCAAAGAACAGGCACCAAAGCAACAACCUGCUAAAACUGCCAGCGUUGUACAUGCUCUCGCAAUGCUUCAUUACUUGAUCUUGGAUUUACCAAAGGCUCAUGAACUUGGGAUGAAAGCUUUUCUAAUAGCCAAACAGCUGCCAAACCAAGAUGCAUCAGAAGCUAUUCAUAGUCUAUUAAAAUUGAUUAAAUCCAAACUUUGCUACACAAAAUAGGGUCCAGUUUCUUCACCUCUUUAUCUUUUCAACUAGAUGGCAUUAUGAACGUCAUACUUUUGCCUGCUAUCACCUGUCUAGAAACAGUCUCUGUAUAUUUGUUUGCUUUUAUUAAAAUUACACUUUAUGCCA
Molecule: messenger RNA, 858 nt
Organism: Trachemys scripta elegans
Lineage: Eukaryota; Metazoa; Chordata; Testudines; Emydidae
Gene: ZMYND12
Product: zinc finger MYND-type containing 12
Exons: 6
Coding region: 58-726 (222 amino acids)
Source: RefSeq, a predicted model, not a curated record